CAUGUCUUGGUAGUGGUGAAUAAGAAUAAGAAUAAUUACUUAUAUAAAAAAAAACUUAUUCACAUUUAAAAGAUCUCCUGAGGCCCCACACUAGGUUAUGCUUGUCAUGUGGCAGCCAGAUUCGGUUUGAAAAAUGUAGUAACAUAAAAUAGGUAGUAACUCCGGUAACAUUAUCCAACCAAAGAUAAGGUUAAUUAAGAACUAGGUAAUAUUAUUCGGACAGAAGUACGUCUAAUAAGUAAUCUAUUAAUGAAAUAAUGCACACUAAAGUUUCUCAGUGGGUGCGUGCGUGUGUGUGUGUUUGUAUGUGUGUAUGUGUGUGUGUGUGUGUGUGUGUGUGUGUGUGUGUGUGUGUGUGUGUGUGUGUGUGUGUGUGUGUGUGUGUGUGUGUGUGUGUUCAUACUACACUAAUUUUAACUUGAGCAAAUAAAAUUAUUUUAUUAAUUAUUUUGAUCCCCCUGAAAACCCAGGCUAUGAUUAUAACCUGACAUAUACCUAAAUGCUGAUACUGAUUUCAAAAGUUCUAAUUAUUUAAUCUCUAGACUCACAAAUUAAAAGAGCAAAACCGUUUAAAUAUAUUCUGACGGUGACCAAACCAAAAACGCGUCAAGCGAAGAAGUACAAUAGCCGUGAUAAAAAAAUCAUACAUUUUUUGAACAAGUUCAAGGUCGGGACUAGUGUAUAAUGAUAUAUUACGCGGGAAAUUUUAUGAAGCUGUUUCUACUAGUUAUACACGUUGUUUAUUUAGUCACCUGCAAUAAUUUACCGGGUGAAUAUAUAGGAUAUACUGAGCAACUUUAAGUAUGGGACCAACCCAGAAAUCGCAAAAAAAAUUUGGCUGUCUGACAUAGACAUUUUCUAUGGGACAGAAAGUUUUUUUCCUGAUUUCGGGGUUCGUCCCAUCGUAAUGCUCAGUAUGGCCUAUAUAUUCGGCCUGUAAAUUAUUGCAGAUGACUAAAUAAACAUUCUGUAUAAUUAUUAUAAUUAAACACGUUACAACCCUAAAAACUUGUCACUCUAAAUUCAUACGCAAACUGCAACUUAUUAAACAGAAUCCGUAUAAUGAAUCCCGUAGCGCUACGCCGUAGUGGCUCUACGGGUGCUACGAAUUGCUACGCCAGUGUCGACAGAGCGCCCGCGGCAGGCGGACGCGUUCGCGACUUUCGCGAGUGAGUGACCGUUUGAAACUAGUGAACUCUAGUGAGUGACUCGAGUGUUGAUGGUGACCAUCAUGAAGCGGAUUGGGAUCCUGUUUAGACUUUUGUUCCUGUUAGAUGGAGGAGUAUGGUCGCUCCGCAACCUCUCCAUCUCUGUCCCUCGCGCAGUUCUCUCCGGCGAAGGUCAAGCGGCCGUCCUACGUUGCUCGUAUGACUUGGAGGGCGCCGCGCUGUAUAGCAUCCGCUGGUACCGCGCGGAGACAGAGUUCUACCGCUUCGUGCCGCGCGAGCUGCCGCCUACUAUGGUGUUCCCUCUACCAGGCGCAUCUGUUGAUCUCACGCAGUCAGACGAGCACCAGGUCCGCAUAGUCAACCUCAACCGGCGGCUAAGCGGGGACUAUCAGUGCGAAGUCUCAGCUGACGCUCCUCUGUUCCAUACGGACAUUCGUUCAGCACCAUUAACUGUCGUAGACCCGCCAUUUCGCGCGCCGCGCAUCACGGUGUCCCGUGGUAACUACGCGCGCGGCGAUGUCAUAAAAGCGAGCUGCACAGUUGAUGAGGCUUACCCUGCGCCAAACAUCACCUGGAUACUGGACGAACAUAAGAUCGCAGAAACAGUUGCUGACCCGGUAUCGGAAUUGGACUUCACCGAACGCGGAGCGUCUAGCCAGCUUGAGAUAACAGUGCUGGAGACGGAACAGUACCGAGUUGGACUGACAUACACCAGCAACAGCCUAGCCAGGGCCUACCACCAUGAGGAGCCUAGCAAGAACCACAGUGUAGUCAAGUAUACGCUGGUGCCACCGCCUAGCGGCCAAUUCGAGCUGGGCUGCGUGUCCACCAUACUGGACAUCUACGCGCGCCAGUCUGAGAGAGUGACUGUGCGAGAGGAUGCGCCGCGCCCUGCAUCAGUCACUGGCGAGGAUUCUGCGGGUGCCGCCCCCGCCCUUAGCCUCACCCUCGCCGCAUGCGCGUGCGCCUAUCACUUGUUAUGAUCGCGCACGCACCCCCGAAACUGAAUGUUGUGAUAGACACAUAAUACUUAAGAUAAUAUAUACGUCAAUGUUGCAGAUUAUAUGUGAAUAUGUAAAUAAAUUCAUUAGUUACUA
Messenger RNA from Cydia pomonella (codling moth), 2266 nucleotides. RefSeq lists its product as uncharacterized. Bases 1220 to 2152 code for a protein of 310 amino acids. The transcript has 7 exons. Lineage: Eukaryota; Metazoa; Arthropoda; Insecta; Lepidoptera; Tortricidae. The record is from RefSeq and is a predicted model, not a curated record.